Molecule: messenger RNA, 420 nt
Organism: Gongylonema pulchrum
Lineage: Eukaryota; Metazoa; Nematoda; Chromadorea; Rhabditida; Gongylonematidae
Source: the annotation of a GenBank genome assembly
AUGCUUGCUGUAUGGGUAAUAACAAGUUCGAAACUCGAUGAUCGCCAUUCGUAUUGGAAAGAUUUCGUGGAGGCGAAAACAAUUUGUGAAAAAUUAACGGAAGACGAUAGUACCGACAGUCUUUCUAUCUUGAAUGAUUUGCUGCUGUCGUUGCUGAGCCGGACAGAUCGAUUUCAUCGCUCAGUGGUGCAUUUUGUGUUUGCUUCAUUCAUCCCUCGGAUGAAGCUUAAAAAUAUUUUACAUAUUUUUGAGACUAUCAACCUCAGUGAUGAAGAUAUCAUGCACGAGAAAGAAAACAGCUCAAGUGAUGACGAAGACGGCGGUGAAAGUAGCGAAGCCGAGCAGCCGGAACAGAACAUUUCGAACAAAGGUUUCUUCUUGUUUUAUCAUGGUUCUAAUAACAGUGCAGUUGAUUGGUAG